Scatophagus argus is the source of this 2209-nucleotide messenger RNA. It is a transcript of the gene gsg1l, whose product is annotated as gsg1-like. Gene Ontology annotation, cellular component: plasma membrane. NCBI's taxonomy places the organism in Eukaryota, Metazoa, Chordata, Actinopteri, Scatophagidae. The record is from RefSeq and is a predicted model, not a curated record. The transcript is spliced from 5 exons. Bases 300 to 1316 code for a protein of 338 amino acids.
AGAGGGACUCCGCUCUCGGUGUCUUCAGUGAGCGUCCUGCUCCCUCACAGUGACGGGAUGAAGCCUGCUGACAGCGGAUGUGAUGCUGGAGUGGAUGGAAGACUGUAAUUCUGAUUCUGGGUUUCCUGUCUCCUGUCGGAGAGUCCGGACCACCUGUCACUUCUCUCCGCUCCGGGGACGCACUGACGCACAGAGGAGAAGGCAGGCAGAGAGAGGCGCGUAAUUUCUCUGUGCGUCUUGCCGCGCCAUGGCUCUCCUCCUCCUCCUCCUCUGACCGCCUCCUGUCUCUCCAGUCGUGGAUGAACUUUCUCGCCGCCUGCGGGGACGCGGCAUUUCGCACUGAGAUCAUGAAGACGACGCGGAAAUGCCGCGCGCUGCUGUCCGUGGGUCUGAACCUGGUGGCCCUGUUCUUCUCCACCACCGCCUUCAUCACCACGUACUGGUGCGAGGGCACCCAGCGCGUCCCCAAGCCCAACUGCAGCAAGCAGCGGCGCCACAACUGCAUCGACUACGGCGUGAACGAGACGGACCAGAACAAGGUGCACUACAGCUGGGAGACCGGGGACGACCGCUUCCUCUUCCGCCGCUUCCACACCGGCAUCUGGUACUCCUGCGAGGAGAACAUCCACGAGGCAGGUGAGAAGUGUCGGAGCUUCAUUGAUCUCGCCCCGGCGUCGGAGAGAGGCGUGCUGUGGCUGUCGGUGGUCUCGGAGGUGCUCUACAUCCUGCUGCUGGUGGUCGGCUUCAGUCUCAUGUGUCUCGAGCUUUUCCACUCCAGCAACGUCAUCGACGGACUCAAACUCAACGCCUUUGCCGCCGUCUUCACCGUGCUGUCCGGUCUUCUGGGUAUGGUGGCCCACAUGAUGUACACUCAGGUGUUCCAGAUCACAGUCAGUCUGGGUCCUGAAGACUGGAGACCCCACAGCUGGGACUACGGCUGGUCCUUCUGCAUGGCCUGGGGGUCCUUCACUUGCUGCAUGGCCGCCUCCGUCACCACCCUCAACUCCUACACGAAGACGGUGAUCGAGUUCAGACACAAACGCAAGCUGUUUGAGCAGGGCCUGCGCGAGGAGCAGAACUACUUAGACCAGGAGGCCUUCCACUACUUCCGGGACCGCUCCCUCCAGUCCAUCUCCAGCACUGUGGAGGUCUACCCUGGCCACAGCGGAGCCAGAGCUGGGCUCGUCGUCGGGGCACCGGGUCCCGGUCCAGGACCGGGCCCGGGUCCAGGUCCCGGACGGGGCAAGAUGAGAGCCACGUCGGCCUCCAUAGACCUGGGGGAGAACACAGACUCGCUGGGGGAGGAGCAGUGCUGAGCCGUCCGCGGGAACAGGAGGGUCAUGUGGGAUGGGGGCGUGGCCACAAGAGGCGAACUGCUCCUUUAGGUCUGACUGGCCACAGGUUCUGCCACCAAACACGAAAGCACAGCAGCUCUUAUUUUCUGUUUGUAGAAGAUUAUUAACUUGACAAGAACAGAGGAAGGAGGCAUCGACGAAAUUAAUAAAAUUAGACGAAUGUGUUCUUUAUAUAUUACAUGAAAAUAUAAAGUGUCUGAAACAGGCUUUACGGUCGGAAUGAAGUUUCCUCAUGGACAGAAAGCAUAUAUCAUGGUGCUAUGUAUGGUAUUUUAACAUCAGUAUCAUUGUUGUUGAAACUUUAACAUGAGUCUGGGUAGUUUUUGUUGGGCAGCGGCCACUGGGGCAAUUACAAAAUACUGAUAAACGCUAAAGAGUAGCAUAACUACGGAAGCUCGGUACUGCCAGACUCUCUAAGUCAUUAAAAUGAAAUCCUUAUCAAGAACCGAAACGUUUUCAUCACACUGGCAGAAUUAGGCUUCCACAGAUAACAGCAGCACAAACAGAGGACCAUUAUGAAGUCAGUAAGCUGACUCAGUAAUGUAAGCCUUGCUAACUUUAGCUCAUCAUUAGCCACCAUAAGCUACGGUUCAUAAAAGACCAUGAAAGGCUGUCGCAGCCAAACCCUUAGGCCACUGAACUGAGUCAUUACUACUGAAUUAAAUUUUUAUUUGUAACAGAGGGAAUGUGUUAUUGGUGUAGACGUAUUUUUAGAUGGCGGAGAUUACAAAUAAAAAGUUAGAAAGAUGAUAUUAGAUUUUGGAUAAGAAAGAAACCAGCAGUUUAUUAUGCUUGUUGUCAUGCUGAAAAAACUUUCUUUUUUGUAUGCUGGUAAGUUAAAUUGUCUGAUUGUG